Molecule: messenger RNA, 5107 nt
Organism: Oncorhynchus gorbuscha (pink salmon)
Lineage: Eukaryota; Metazoa; Chordata; Actinopteri; Salmoniformes; Salmonidae
Product: GPI ethanolamine phosphate transferase 2-like
Exons: 14
Coding region: 352-3264 (970 amino acids)
Biological process (GO): GPI anchor biosynthetic process
Cellular component (GO): endoplasmic reticulum membrane
Source: RefSeq, a predicted model, not a curated record
ACCAACACGGACAUGAGUCAAAACACCAGUUGAUAGCUUCAGCUCCUGAAAUAAUUUUUCAACUGGUGUAAACACAUGUUUUGCAGUGUUGAUGAAUAUGCCACAAAAUGUUUUGUUUGUUAUUGUAAAGAAGAAAUACUUUUGCAAAAUUGCGGCGAGUUUGAGAACUAGUCGGCGAGAGAGCCAUUCAUGACAGCAAGCUAACUACUAGCAAGCAAGCUCUAGCUAGCUAACGUUAGCUAUCAGUGUAGCGAGUGCAAGAGUCAGACGAUUAAUUCAAACGCUGUUGUCAAGAAAACGUGUAUCCUUUCAUAUCAUAGUAGUCAGCUAGCAAGCCAGCCAGUCAGCAAAAUGAGGAUACGUUCGUCUCUUUUUGCCUGUUUUUGUCUCAUACUGGAGGUAUUAGGCAUUGUCUUGUUUCUUAGGGGAUUUUUCCCAGUCCCUAUCAAAUCUUCUUUUUCAUCGAAGAGCAAGUUGUCAGAUGUUCCGCCUGAACCCUUUACCGGAAGAUCCCUCAACUCCUCCAAAGUCCCGGACGCCCUUUUCAAGAGAGUAGUGAUAGUGUUGAUCGAUGCUCUCAGGGAGGACUUUGUGUUUGGUCCAAAUGGGAGAAAAUACAUGCCUUACAUUAGGCACUUGGUGGAGAGGGGCUCCACACACAGCUUUGUGGCCAAGGCAAGACCUCCUACAGUUACAAUGCCCAGAAUCAAGGCCCUGACCACAGGUAGUAUCCCAGGCUUCAUCGACGUGGUGAUGAACCUGAACUCCCCAGCGCUGCUGGAGGACAACCUCAUCUGGCAGGCCAAGGCAGCGGGCAAGCGGAUGGUGUUCUACGGGGACGACACCUGGGUGAAGCUCUUCCCCAAGCACUUCAUGGAGUACGAUGGCACGACCUCUUUCUUCGUGUCCGACUACACCGAGGUUGACAACAACGUGACGCGUCACCUGGACAGCACCCUGAAGAGAGACGACUGGGACAUUCUGAUCUUGCACUACCUGGGCCUGGACCACAUCGGCCACAUCAGUGGACCCCACAGCUCCCUCAUCCAGCCCAAACUAAUGGAGAUGGAUGACAUCCUCAAGAAGAUUCAUGGCUCUCUCAUCUUAAAGGAGGCAGAGGGGGCGCUGCCCUACCUGCUGGUGCUGUGUGGGGACCACGGGAUGUCUGAGACGGGCAGCCACGGGGGCUCGUCUGAGCAUGAGGUCAAUACACCCCUGGUGCUCAUCAGCCCCGCCUUCAAGAAGAAAGUAGGGAUGGAGAAACCAUCAACAGUAGAGCAGGUGGACCUGACCCCGACCCUGGCUCUUGGUCUGGGCCUGCCCAUCUCCCAGAACAGCGUGGGCCGACUCAUUCAGUCCGUGGUUGACGAGGCCUCUCUCAGGGACCAGCUGCGCUUUCUGCACCUCAACGGCCACCAGCUGAGCUACCUGCUGAAGGACAGCAUGCCAGCCUAUGAGAAAGAGGAGGGCUAUGAGCAGUUCCGUGUGGCAGAGAAGUCCCAUGGUAACUGGGUGAAGCUGGUGGUGGAGGGCAACACAUCAGAGGUGCUGACCAACAUGGGGAAGAAGGUGUUCAAGCAGUACCUGGAGGCCCUCAGGGCCAUGAGCGAAGCCCUCAGCAAGCAGCUGGGCAAAUAUGACAUAUAUUCCAUGGUGGUGGGCAUGGUCCUUGUCUUCCAGCUCCUUCUCCUCCUGCUGCUGGCCAUGCCUGAGGCACUGAGCAGUGCCUCAGAGGUGGAUCUCCCUGUGUCCUCUGCUCUGCUCUCGCUGCCCUUCUACCUGCUGUGCUUGCUCCUCUCCUCCGUGCACGUGCUGGUGUGCACCUCGGCCGAGAGCUCCUGUUACUUCUGCAGCCUCUCCUGGGGACUGGUGUUCGGGGCAGUGGCCCUCUCCUCAGCCCUGCUCUGCAUCCUGGUAUCCAUGGCAGCCAGGAGGGUAGCAAAGCCCCCUGGGAAGUCUCCAUCCCAUGGUGGUGUCAGUGGUGGGUGGUCUCUGUCGGAGUUGGACAUUCUUCUCCUGGCGGGCACGGCUGGCCACACCCUCAGCCUGUCGGCCAGCAGCUUCGUGGAGGAGGAGCACCAGGUCUGGUACUUCCUGCUUAACACCCUCUGCCUGGUAGUCUUCCAAGACGUCUGUCGCAAGUACUUCCGGGAGCGCCGUGCCAACUUUGGGAGCUUGGAGGACGAAGACUACCUCCUCCCCUCCAAUGAGGGGGACGCGGUUGCCUCACCGUUAGCUGAUUUGGGGGUGACGGAUGCAGGUUCGGAGAAGUGGCUGGCCCUGGCUACCCCACCGCUCACCCUGGCGUGUUGUCGUCUGCUGCGCUCGCUCAACCAGACCGGGGUGCAGUGGGCUCACCUGCCUGACCUGGGACACUGGCUCAACAGCUUCGAACACAAGAUGGUGCUAUCCUUGUUCGCCGCCUUGUCAUUGGCUCUGAUCUACUUCCUGGUCCAGCGGAGAUGUUCCUGGGUGUCCAAGAUUGCCCUGGCCCUUGGCCUUCUGGGUGUAUACAGCUACCGGGCGGCGGUGGGCAACGUUGUGUUUCCGUGGCAACAUGGUGGUGGAAACAUGUCCAAGGGGACCGUGGAGGCACGCUUUGUGUAUGUCUUCGUUCUGGGCAUCCUCUUCACGGGCUCCAAGGACCUGUUGCGGUCCCAGGUCAUCACAGCCGAUGCCAGGCUGAAGAGCAGGGGCUUAUGGGAAAUCUACAGUGGUGUGGUUCUGUUGGUGGCCCUGUUGUUCCGAGCCCACAACCUGCCGGUGCUGUGCUGCUGUUUGCUGGUCCAGACUUUGAUGGCCCAGUUCAUCUGGAAGAAGCUCCACUACGACGCUGCACAGACCACCAUCAUGCACUACUGGUUUGGACAGGCCUUCUUCUACUUCCAGGGGAACUCCAACAGCAUUGCCACGGUUGACAUCUCGGUGGGCUUCGUGGGACUGGAGAGCUACGUAGAGGCCCCAGCUUUCUUCCUCACCGCCCUCAGCACGUAUGCCGGGCCCCUGCUCUGGGCUGCCCACCUGGUUUGCUACCUCAGCUCAGAGAAGAGGAGCUCAGUGGCGGUCGGCCAUGGAUGCUACUGCUUGGCCCUUUUGCGGUCCGUGCCGGCGGCGGCCUACGUGGUGUUGGUCACGGCCCUGCGCUACCACCUCUUCAUCUGGAGCGUCUUCUCACCCAAGUUGCUGUAUGAGUCCAUGCACACAUUGCUCACCGCUGCAAUUUGCCUCUUCUUCACCACCAUGGAGCAGAGCCGCAGGCCCUAGGGAGCCCACGGCCCCUGAGGGCUCUCAACUUUCAGGAAGGGGUUAAGGAGAAGGGCAAAGACUCAUGGGUAAUGGUGGUCCUGAUACUGUCCUAGUUGACUUCUGGAUGCCCCACUCCUACACUCUGAAGGAGAAGGUGGGAAUGUACUGUCCACUGCACUGGAUUUCUAGGACUGCAGCAUUCACUUGGGUGGCAGGUAGCCUAAUGUUUAAGAGCGUUGGGCCAGUAACCGAAAGGUUGCUGGUUUGAAUCCCUGAGCAAACUAGCUGAAAAAUCUGUCAAUGUACCCUUCAGCAAGGCACUUAACCCUAAUUGCUCCUGUAAGUGGCUCUGGAUAAGAGUGUCUGCUAAAUUAAUACAAAAAUGUUCAAAUUCACCUUUUGGUACGCAAUAUCUUUUCUCAGAUGGAACUUUGUCUCUUGUAUGGACUAAAGCACAACUUUUUUAGUAAGAUUAAGAUAUUUUAAGGUGGUGGGUUCUACUGAAGUCUGUUCGGGUAUUUAUUGAGCAGGGCUGAAAAUGGGUAAUAGGGUAAAUUCUAUAAAUUAUUCCAUUUGAAUGUGUCAAAGCACAAUCUCUUGAAAAUUGAUUUGUAUUCCUUCCUUUUGUUGUAUUAUUGUUUGUUUUGUUUCUGUAGACUAGUAAGUUCUUCUGUUGACCCCCGGCUCUGUAGUGCUCUAUCCCAGUAGAGUAGUAAGUUCUUCUAUUGACCACCGGCUCUGUAGUGCUCUAUCCCAGUAGAGUAGUAAGUUCUUCUAUUGACCACCGGCUCUGUAGUGCUCUAUCCCAGUAGAGUAGUAAGUUCUUCUAUUGACCACCGGCUCUGUAGUGCUCUAUCCCAGUAGAGUAGUAAGUUCUUCUAUUGACCCCCGGCUCUGUCCAGUGGAGUAGUAAGUUCUUCUAUUGACCACCGGCUCUGUGGUGCUCUAUCCCAGUAGAGUCGUAAGUUCUUCUAUUGACCCCUGGCUCUGUAGUGCUCUAUCCCAGUAGAGUAGUAAGUUCUUCUAUUGACCCCCGGCUCUGUGGUGCUCUAUCCCAGUAGAGUAGUAAGUUCGUCUAUUGACCACCGGCUCUGUAGUGCUCUAUCCCAGUAGAGUAGUAAGUUAUUCUAUUGACCCCCGGCUCUGUGGUGCUCUAUCCCAGUAGAGUAGUAAGUUCUUCUAUUGUCCCCCGGCUCUGUAGUGCUCUAUCCCUGUAGAGUAGUAAGUUAUUCUAUUGACCCCCGGCUCUGUGGUGCUCUAUCCCAGUAGAGUAGUAAGUUCUUCUAUUGACCACCGGCUCUGUAGUGCUCUAUCCAAGUAGAGUAGUAAGUUCUUCUAUUGACCACCGGCUCUGUAGUGCUCUAUCCCAGUAGAGUAGUAAGUUCGUCUAAUGACCACCGGCUCUGUAGUGCUCUAUCCCAGUAGAGUAGUAAGUUCUUCUAUUGACCACCGGCUCUGUAGUGCUCUAUCCCAGUGGAGUAGUAAGUUCUUCUAUUGACCACCGGCUCUGUAGUGCUCUAUCCCAGUAGAGUAGUAAGUUCUUCUAUUGACCACCGGCUCUGUGGUGCUCUAUCCCAGUGGAGUAGUAAGUUCUUCUAUUGACCACCGGCUCUGUAGUGCUCUAUCCCAGUUGAAUUAUAUUUCUAAUAGUCCUCCAUACACUUAUAUCAAUUAUAUAGGUUAUAUAAAUGAUAUACUGUAGAUGUGUUCCAAGCUGAUAGCAAGCCAUACUUCCCUCCCACUUCCUGCCAUAGGAUACACAGGUCGUAAGCUGUUUAUUUUAAUUAAACAUUUUUAUUUAAACUUUAUUCAACUAUUUCAUACCCUAAAUUAAUAUGCAUACUUUUAGUUGUGUGUGUGU